AGUAAAAGGCAUAAUUAAAAAAUGACAAAGGUUAAGGUACUUGUAGUAGGAGGGACAGGAUACAUAGGUAAGAGGAUUGUUAAGGCAUGCUUAGCACAAGGCCAUGAAACAUAUGUACUUAGAAGGAGAGAAAUUGGCUUAGACAUUGAUAAACUUCAAAUGUUACUCUCCUUCAAGAUGGAAGGGGCCCGCCUUGUCGAAGGCUCUUUCUCCGAUCAUCAUAGCCUUGUUGAGGCGGUGAAGCUUGUCGAUGUUGUGAUCUCGGCCAUGUCGGGUGUCCAUUUUAGAAGUCAUAAUCUUUUGUUGCAACUAAAGCUUGUGGAGGCUAUUAAGGAGGCCGGAAAUGUUAAGCGUUUCUUGCCAUCAGAAUUUGGUAUGGACCCAGCAAGAAUGGGACAUGCACUUGAACCAGGAAGGAUUACAUUUGAUGAAAAGAUGACUGUAAGAAAAGCAAUUGAAGAAGCCCAAAUCCCACACACUUACAUCAUUGCUAAUUGUUUUGCUGGCUACUUUGUGGGUAACCUUUCUCAAAUGGUCACCCUUUUGCCUCCUAAGGAAAAUGUUCUUCUCUAUGGGGAUGCCAAUGUCAAAGGUUGCUUCAUGGACGAGGAUGACGUGGCAACAUAUGCUGUGAAGACCAUAGAUGACCCUCGAACACUAAACAAAACUAUAAACAUAAGGCCUCCUGAUAAUAUAUUAUCUCAACGAGACUUGGUUGAGAUGUGGGAGAAGCUCACUGGAAAGCAACUUCACAAGAACACCAUUUCGGCCAAUGAUUUUCUUGCUCCACUAAAAGAUGAUGGGGAAUACGCUCACCAAGUGGGAAUUGGGCAUUUCUACCACAUCUUUUAUGAAGGUUGUCUUACAAAUUUUGAGGUGAAAGAUGAUGAAGAGGCUUCAAAACUCUAUCAAGAGGUUGAAUACACAAGGAUGAAUGAUUACUUGAAACGUUACUUGUGAACAAAUCAACGUAGGUUAAGACUUAAGACUUAUGAAUUCAUUUAUGUUAUGUUUGGGACGAUAAUUUCAUUUGAAAAUUUGAAAUUGGCUUAAAUUUAUUAUUUGACAAAUUAAAAAUUUUCAAAUUUGAAUUUGAAUCAAAUUUCAC
Molecule: messenger RNA, 1108 nt
Organism: Amaranthus tricolor (Joseph's coat)
Lineage: Eukaryota; Viridiplantae; Streptophyta; Magnoliopsida; Caryophyllales; Amaranthaceae
Product: isoflavone reductase homolog
Exons: 4
Coding region: 22-960 (312 amino acids)
Molecular function (GO): oxidoreductase activity
Source: RefSeq, a predicted model, not a curated record